GGGUUCGGAUGCUCCUCCGAGGUCUCUCUCACUCGAAAGAUCAUGAUCUAGAGAUCAGACAGCUGCCGAAGCAAAUAGAGGGGGAGGGGUUCACAGGGUGGACACCCGCGGAUGGCGUCUCCGCUCAGAUCACCCUCUCCAUCCAUCAUCCGUGGUGCUGCUGCUGCCAGAGACCGUACCACCACCGCACAGCAACCGGCCUGCACUGUCGUCGGAAAGCUGAUGGCUGGCUGGUCAUGUGUCGACAGCGCCAAGAAGGGGAAAAAAGAGGGGUGGAAACUGGCUGGGGAGAAAGCCAACUGA
Molecule: messenger RNA, 303 nt
Organism: Podospora pseudocomata
Lineage: Eukaryota; Fungi; Ascomycota; Sordariomycetes; Sordariales; Podosporaceae
Exons: 3
Coding region: 112-303 (63 amino acids)
Source: RefSeq, a predicted model, not a curated record